Brassica rapa (field mustard) is the source of this 2275-nucleotide messenger RNA. Its product is annotated as peroxidase 47. Lineage: Eukaryota; Viridiplantae; Streptophyta; Magnoliopsida; Brassicales; Brassicaceae. The record is from RefSeq and is a predicted model, not a curated record. Gene Ontology annotation, biological process: response to oxidative stress; hydrogen peroxide catabolic process. Gene Ontology annotation, molecular function: heme binding; peroxidase activity.
UUUUUAUACGAUACAUUGUGAUAUAAUAGACAAUUAAAACCACAAAAUAUAAUUAUUCAAAGGAAUAAAUAAAAUUGUUAUGUUUUAAAAUUUUAUAUUAACAAUUAUGUAAUAAAUUUUAAUUUUUUUAAAAAAUAUAUAUUUAUAUAUAUAUUAUACCAUUAGUACAAAGAAAACAUUUUAAGUGAAAGCAAAUAUUUAUACAGUCACAGAUCAAGCUCUAGAAAUAAACAACAAUAGCACAAAAUUAUUUUUCUUUAACAAAUUUAUUUUAAUAGAAAUUAUAGUUCCAAAUAUGUUUAUAUAAUUUAUGUAUUUAUAAAUUUAUUUUCUUUGUUUUUAAGGGAUGCUAAGAUUUUGAAAUUGGAAAAAAUUAUGACUCACCUCUAUAUUAUUUUAAUUAAGAUAAAAUUUAUAUCAGAAUGUUUUAAUAAAAACUUUUAAUUUAAAUUUUUAUUAUAACUACAAAGAUUAAUUUUCAAUAUAAAUUUAUGUUUAAAAACUACAAAUAAAUCAUUUAAUAUAAACGAUGACAAAAAAAAUCAUUUAAUAUAAACAAAAAAACCAAAAACAUAAAAUAAAUACCCGCCCGGUCGGGUGGGUCAAGAUCUAGUUUCUCCCUUAUAAUCGAAAUUCUCAUUUAAAUUAAAGACAAAAAAAAAGAAUAAAAAAAUUAUUAUACUCAUACUUUAUGAUUACUAACUAAACUAUAUUGGCUGACAAAAAAAAUACUAACUAAACUAUAUUUUUUUUAUUAUCGUGUGUUUUGAUGUUUUAUGCUAUAUAAUAUGUUUUUUUUAUUAUAACUAUGUUAGUUAUUUGAUAUUGCAUCGACUUAUCAAUUUGUCAUAAUAACCACACAAAUGCAUUUGUUUCCGAAUGUUUGUCAUAUGAAUAACUUACUAACGUUUAAAUCACUAUUGCACUUGCAGCCGCCAGCCGCCCAUUGCAUUUCAACCAUUCAUGUACUAAUUAGUGUGAAUUCAUACUCUAUAUAAAUGGUAAGUGAUAUAUACACAAGCUUGUGACUGAAUAUCAUAUUAAAAAGGCUUUGAAACAGAAUAUAAAUAUAAAUAUUAAUAGCUAUAUAUAUAUAUCACGGUGGGGACUGGGGAGGUUAUUUACGAUGGGAGAUAAUAAGAUGGUUAUGGCAAAUUUAUUGAGCGUUAUUAUGCUUAUGCAUGCAAUCGUUGCGCUUUCUUCUAACGUGAGGGGCUUAAGUAAGAAUUACUACAUGAAGAGCUGUCCUACCGCAGAGCAGAUUGUGAAGAAUAGUGUUAAUAAUGCUCUUCAAGCCGAUCCCACUCUAGCCGCAGGUCUUAUCCGUAUGCUCUUCCACGACUGUUUCAUUGAGGGAUGUGACGCUUCGAUUCUGCUAGAUUCAACAAAUGACAACACUGCAGAAAAGGAUUCGCCUGGGAAUCUGAGUCUACGUGGCUACGAGAUCAUAUAUGAUACAAAACAAGAAAUCGAGAAUACUUGUCCAGGAGUUGUAUCUUGCGCAGAUAUACUUGCCAUGGCUGCUAGAGAUGCUGUUUUUUGGGCUGGUGGUCCAUUUUAUCAAAUACCUAAAGGAAGAUUUGAUGGUAAAAGAUCCAAGAUAGAAGAUACAAAAAAUCUUCUUCCACCUUCUUUCAAUGCCUCUCAACUCAUUCAGGCUUUUGGCCAACGUGGCUUUAGUCCGAAAGAUGUUGUUGCUCUCUCUGGAGCACAUACCCUUGGAGUUGCACGAUGCUCAUCCUUCAAGGCUAGACUUAUCACCCUAGAUUCUUCAGUAGACUCUUCUUUUGCAAACACUCUCUCAAAAACUUGCAGUGCCGGUGACAAUGCAGAGCAACCACUUGAUGCCACACGCAACGAUUUCGACAAUGCUUAUUUCAAUGCGCUUCAGAUGAAAUCAGGAGUCCUCUUUUCAGACCAAGCCUUAUUCAACAGUCCAGUGACGAGGAAUCUUGUUAAUGGCUAUGCCCUUAACCAAACUAAGUUUUUCUUUGAUUUUCAAAAGGCCAUGCGCAAAAUGAGCAAGCUCAAUGUCAAAAAUAGCUCUCAAGGUGAAGUCCGUAAACAUUGUCGCUGUCUUAACUAAAGCAUGUACCAAAUGUAUUUCUGAUUUUCUGUACCAGUGCUCCUACCAUCGGUUAUAUGUAUCUCAAUGAUAUGAUUCAUGAUGAAUCACUUGUGCACCAUCUAAAAACUUGGUGUUUCGUAAUAUGUUGGGUGUAAUUGUUUGUGUGUUUCACAAAUCUAAUAAAAACGUUUGACGUUUGUCUAUGUA